Messenger RNA from Helianthus annuus (common sunflower), 4902 nucleotides. RefSeq lists its product as uncharacterized. Bases 1 to 4902 code for a protein of 1633 amino acids. NCBI's taxonomy places the organism in Eukaryota, Viridiplantae, Streptophyta, Magnoliopsida, Asterales, Asteraceae. The record is from RefSeq and is a predicted model, not a curated record. The transcript has 2 exons.
AUGGAUGAUCGGAAAAAAUCGGAAGGAAACAUUCAUGACGGUCGGUUCAAACCGCCGUUACCAGUCCCGGGUUUAGCGAGCAAAGUGGUAAAUAUUGAGGGAUCAAUCUUGGCUCCACGAAGGGGUGUAGUUCAACAGUCCAAGUCUGAUCCGAAGCAUAUAAACAUAAUUGACGAACUCACUAAAAUUACCGUACCAGUUGAAGUGGGGGAGAAGAAUGCUGAAACAUCUAACCAGAAUGGUGGUACUAUCAACAAAGGGCAGACAUAUGCGGAGACUUUAUCCACUCUUAAGCCAACGCCAAAGGUAAAUUUCCGGUACUUGGAAAACAACAAAGCGGUAGAAGAUGAGGAUGUAGAUGUUACUAUUCCGGUUGCCUCUGUCAAACAGGUUCAGGAGCGUUUUAAUAAUGUCCUAUUUGGUUAUUUCUUGGGAAAACGUUUAGCUUUUCCAGUUGUCGAGUACUUCGUGAGCCACAGAUGGGAAAAAUAUGGAUUGGAUAAGUGCAUGAUGAAUGGAAAGGGUUUUUUCUUUUUUAAGUUCAAUUCGAAGGAAGGAAUGGAACAAGUUAUGCAAGACGGGCCAUGGCUUAUUAGAAACAUACCGUUGUUUUUGAAACAAUGGUCUCCGAAUACCGAGCUGAAAAAGGAAGAACUAAAAAAGAUUCCAGUCUGGGUUAAGAUGCAUGAUGUUCCACUGGCAGCUUACACGGAGGAUGGACUUAGUCUGAUUGCUUCGAAGGUGGGUACUCCAAAGAUGCUAGAUAAUGAGACGACUAGAAUGUGUUUAGAUUCGUGGGGUCGAAGUGGUUAUGCGAGAGCGAUUGUGGAGCUAGAUGCGGAUAAAGAAUUGAAGGAGAGUGUCUCUGUAGCGAUCCCAAAUGUGGAAGAAGGCGGAUACCUUAAAAGUAAGAUUAGGGUGGAAUAUGAAUGGAAACCACCACAUUGCAAGUCUUGCAAUGUGUUUGGUCAUGGAACAGAAGAAUGCCCAACUGUAGCUAAGGAGGUGACCGAAAAGGGGAAGCAUGACCAAGAAACAACUGAUGAUCAAGGGUUUAAGAGUGGUAACAAUAGGAAAAAGGGAGGGAAAUUUAAUAUGAAAGAAAAGCAGAAAUUUAUUUACAGGCCCAAGAAAUCAAAUGAGAAGCUAGAGUCCGUGAAGCCGAGUUCAACUAAAGGGCCGAGUAAUUCCAGGGGGCCGGGCGUCCAAAUAAAUAAUCCUUUUGAUGUUUUGAAUACGGUGGAGGAUGAAUGGGGGUCGGAAACGGAAGAGGUUAGACUUAACCCGAGAAUGGGAGGCUAUGAUUUUAUGGAUGACACACAACCGACUAACGCGAAUAAUACAGAGUCGCAUGUUCAAGUUGCCAAUUUGGAUAGAGUUUGUAAAAACGUUUUCCGGAAUUGGGAUUGGUCCUCAAAUGGUAGUUUGUGUGAUAAAGGUACUCGGGUGAUUGUUGGCUGGAAUGUGGAUAAUGUUGAUGUUGUGGUGUUGCAUGCUACUAAUCAAGUUAUUCAUGUUCAAGUUCGGUUGAAGAAAGAUAAUGCCAUGAUCAAUGUCUCCUUUGUUUAUGCUAGUAACAAUGAUCAACAAAGAAAGCAGCUAUGGGAAUCGUUGAAAAUGCAUAAAGGGGUGGUUAAUUCGAGCCCUUGGAUAAUAAUGGGGGAUUUUAAUGUGGCGCUGAAUGCUAAAGAUAAUUGCAUGGGGUCAUCGUGCAUGACUACGGCCAUGAAAGACUUCAAUGAGUGUGUCAAGAACCUUGAAGUGUUGGAUGUUAGAGGCCAUGGAAUUCAUUAUACAUGGAGUCAAAGCCCGAAGAAAGGUGUUGGUAUUCGGAAGAAAUUGGACCGGAUAAUGGCUAAUGUUAGUUUUGUGGAUAAAUUUGUCGAUGCUUAUGCGGUGUUUCUUCCUAGUGGCAUUUCAGAUCAUUCCCCUCGUUUGCUUAAACUUCAAAUGGCUCAUAAAACUAAACCCAAACCUUUUAAAUUUACUAAUCUUUUGACUCACAAAAAGGAGUUUUUAGAGUUGGUUUCGAAUGGGUGGGCUGUUGAGGUUCAAGGUGUGCCUAUGUUCCGAGUUGUUAAGAAGUUACGGGGUCUUAAACAACCGAUGAGAAGCUUGCUUAGAAAACAAGGGAACAUCCACAAAAAGGUGAUCGAGUUAAAGGGGGAGUUGGAUUCUUUGCAAAGUAAGGUAGAUGCUGAUCCUUUUAACGUGUUACUUAAAGAAGCCGAGUCGAUUUGUGUUAACAAGUAUUUGGAAGCUACUAUGGAUGAGGAGAGAUUUUUGAAGCAAAAAGCUAAACAGAAGUGGCUGGAUGUUGGGGAUUCGAAUUCAGCUUUUUUCCAUAAUGUUGUGAAAUGCCGAAAUCAUGUUAAUAAAAUUAGUGUCAUUAAAGAUACUUCUGGGAAUGUUUAUGAAGGAGAUGAAGUUUCUACUGCAUUAGUUAAUCAUUUUCGGGAGUUCCUGGGUUCGAAUAGGAGCAUGGUUAACCGAGUUAACCAAGAUAUCUUCUCGGCCACGUUAAACCCGAUAGUUGCAGAUUCUAUGUGCAGACAAGUGACCCCGGAAGAAGUUAAAGCUGCUAUUUUUUCGAUAAAUGAAAACAAGGCACCAGGGCCUGAUGGUUAUACGUCCGAAUUCUUUAAGAAAUCGUGGCCGAUUGUUGGUGAUGAGGUAACAAUUGCAAUUAUUGAUUUUUUUGAGUCGGGGAGAUUGCUUCAGGAGAUAAAUCACACGUUUCUAGCUCUCAUUCCUAAAGUCUUGACCCCGGGAACUGUAACCGAUUACAGACCAAUAUCGUGCUGUAAUGUGGUGUAUAAAGGUAUUAGUAAGAUUCUCACCAGCAGGAUUCUUGAAGGGUUAGACAGCAUUAUAAGUGAAAAUCAAUCAGCGUUUGUGCCGGGAAGAAGGAUAUCGGAUAAUAUAAUGUUGACUCAGGAGUUGAUGCACAACUAUCAUCGACAAGUCGGGCCUCCCAGAUGCGCCAUGAAAGUGGACAUUCAAAAAGCAUAUGAUACGGUUGAUUGGAGAUUUUUACGUGAUAUUUUGCAUGGAUUUGGUUUUCGUCAACGAUUUAUAUUGUGGAUUAUGGAAUGCAUUACGAACACGUCGUUUUCCAUAAGUGUUAAUGGAAAUAUCUACGGAUACUUCAAAGGAAAGCGUGGUUUGCGGCAAGGGGAUCCAAUGUCUCCGUAUUUGUUCACUAUGGUCAUGGAAGUUCUUACACUAAUGCUCACCAAAGCUGCCACCUUUGAUUCCUCCUUUAGGUUCCAUAACAAAUGUGAGAAGCAGAUGAUAAUUAAUGUGUGCUUUGCGGAUGAUCUAUUCUUAUUUGCUAGAGGUGACUCGGGCUCGGUUAAAGUUAUUAUGAGAUCUCUAAAGGAAUUUGAGGAGGUGUCUGGGUUGGUUCCUAGUAAUGCAAAAAGCUCUGUCUUCUUUUGCAAUAUUCCCAUAUCUACAAGGAUCAGGAUCGCUGAAUUGGUGCCUUUUGAAGAAGGGAAACUCCCUAUUAGAUAUUUGGGAGUUCCUUUGCUCGCUUCGCGAUUGUCAGCUAGAGAUUGCAAGGCUUUGGUGGAACGCAUGUCAAAACGAAUAAAUGACUGGAAAAACAGAUUUCUUUCAUUCGCUGGUAGAUUGCAACUGGUGCUUUCGGUCCUGUCUGCGAUUCAUGUGUAUUGGGCAUCGGUAUUUAUUCUGCCGGUCAGUAUUAUAAAAGAGUUGGAAAACAACAUGAAAAGAUUUCUUUGGGGGCAGAGUAUGGGGUCUAAAAGCAAAGCUAAAGUGGCUUGGAAAGAGGUUUGUAUGCCGAAGUCGGAAGGUGGGUUAGGCAUAAGAAGGAUCGUGGAUGUAAACAAGUCUUUAAUGGCGUAUCACAUCUAUAGUAUCGUUUCUGGUAGGAAAUCAUUAUGGACGAAGUGGGUGACGUUGUAUAGACUUCGGGGACGAAGUUUGUGGGAUAUUCCGGUUCAAGCUAGCUCCCCAUGGGGCUGGAAAAAAUUGUUGAACUGUAGGAAUGGGAUUCGGGAUCACAUAUGGGUUAAGAUUGGCAAUGGUCAAAGCACUUCGUUGUGGUUUGACAAAUGGUCGAGUGAUUGCCCGUUGCAGCAACUAGUUACGCCGCGUCAAAUGGCUCGACAUGGUUUUACGAUCAAAUCUAAAGUGACAGAGGCUUUUAUUGAUGGCAGAUGGGAAUGGCCAGAAGAGUGGAGAAAUGAGUAUCCGGUUUUGUUUCAGCUUCGUCCUCUAUCUAUAUCGGAUAUGCAGGACAGAAGAUUAUGGAUGAAUUCGGAUGGCAAGCUGGUUCCCUUCACAUCGAAAGAAGUGUGGAAUGUUAUUCGGACUCGUGAACAACCAAAGUUGUGGUCGAAAGUGGUGUGGUCGUCGUUUAAUAUUCCAAAGCAUUCGUUCAUGUGCUGGCUUAUUUUUAAGAAAAAGCUUUGGACUCAAGACCGAAUUAUGAGGUGGAAUCAUUUAGUUACGGGAUCUAUGAAUCUGAUGUGCUGUUUGUUAUGCCAGUCAGAUUUAGAAACUCAUGAACAUCUGUUUUUUGAAUGCUCUUAUUCGAAAUCAGUGUGGCAUAAAGUAAGGCAUAAAGUAGAGAUGAACUCGAUUAAAGAGUCUUGGGAGGAGAUUUCAGCUUCGUUGAUUGCGAAAGAAAACUCGAAAUCGGUUUUUGCUGUUACGAGUAGAUUGGUGGUGGCAGCCGCGGCUUAUAUUAUUUGGAGUGAACGGAACGCGAGAUUUUUCAGUAACCGGUUGAGACCUCCGGAACAGCUGGCUGAUAGAAUCGUUAGUACGGUUAGAACAAAGUUAUUCUCAUUCAGGUAUAAGCAAACCUCAAAUGUCAAGCGUUUUAUGGAAGCGUGGAAGUUGGAUAAAGCAGACUUUUUGGAAGAAGACUGA